Topomyia yanbarensis is the source of this 3376-nucleotide messenger RNA. RefSeq names its product asparagine--tRNA ligase, cytoplasmic-like. The transcript is spliced from 4 exons. Lineage: Eukaryota; Metazoa; Arthropoda; Insecta; Diptera; Culicidae. Bases 247 to 1899 code for a protein of 550 amino acids. Gene Ontology annotation, biological process: asparaginyl-tRNA aminoacylation. Gene Ontology annotation, molecular function: ATP binding; asparagine-tRNA ligase activity; nucleic acid binding. The record is from RefSeq and is a predicted model, not a curated record. Gene Ontology annotation, cellular component: cytoplasm.
CGUAUUUGUCAUUAAACUACACCGGUGUUGUCGUUGCUAUACUCAUUCAAACAUGCGUGUAAUCAGCCUAUCUUUUUUGCACUACACUGUUGUAGCACCAGGUGAAAACGAAAAUGCUAUCAGGUAUAUACGCAAUUGUUUGAUGUAGUGUUGGAUUCUAUUCCAGCUCAAUAUUGUGAAUAUAAAGUGACAUACUCUGUGUGAUUGAUUGAUAUUUGCUAAACAUCACACCCACAGCACGGAACGAUGGAGAACCUAACCAUAAACGAACUGUACACUUCGGAAAAGCGUGGCGAUGACAAAUCCGGUGAUGGAACUGCGGAAAAUCCAUUCAAAACAAUCCUACAAGCCAUGAAGCACGCCGGCGAGGAACCUUUCCCGACAAUUUACGUGGACGCCAAGGAUGAAAAAGCGGGAUCACCCUACGAGGUUGCAGCUAAAUCUCAGCUCAAAAAAAAUCAGAAGCUCUGGGUUCGCGAUAGUUUCAAAAACGUCGAUAAGCUGAAGCGCGAAGAAGAUGACGGUAAGAAGCGAGAACAGAACCUGCAGGAAGCAAAAAAGAUCGUCAUCAGUGAAGAUGUGUCGUGGUCUACGGCAAAAUUGAUCAAGAUUAGACAGGGUUGUGAGAAUCGUGGUAUUCGCGUUAAAAUCUAUGGUUGGGUUCACCGUUUAAGACGGCAGGGGAAAGGAUUGAUGUUUAUAACACUUCGCGAUGGAACCGGCUUCUUGCAAAGCGUUCUCAGCGAUACCCUGUGCCAGACUUACAACGCGUUGGUUCUAUCGACUGAAUCUUCGGUUGGACUGUUCGGUACAUUAAAAGAGGUUCCAGAGGGCAAGUCCGCUCCCGGUGGACAUGAACUGCACGUUGAUUAUUGGGAGCUAAUCGGAUUAGCUCCGUCCGGUGGGGCGGAUUCCAUUUUGAACGAAGAUGCUAAUCCUGAUGUGCAACUCGAUAACAGACACAUUAUGAUUCGAGGCGAGAACACUUCCAAGAUUCUCAAGAUGAGAGAUGUCAUUUUGAGGGCAUUCAGGGAGCAUUAUCAUGAACGUGGUUACACGGAGGUAACGCCGCCAACGCUGGCGCAAGCACAAGUUGAAGGAGGCUUUAAAAUGGACUAUUUUGGGACGCAAGCAUUCCUGACGCAAAGUUCACAGCUAUAUUUGGAAACCUGUCUGCCGGCAUUGGGCGACGUCUAUUGUAUUGCUCAAAGUUACCGGCCAGAGCAGAGUCGAACUCGCCGCCAUUUGUCCGAAUACAGUCACGUUCAGGCGGAAUGUUCUUUUAUUACAUUCGAAGAGCUACUCGAUCGGCUAGAAGAUUUGGUAGUAGAUGUUGUCGAUCGAGUACUGAAGUCUCCGUGGGGUCAUCUAGUGAAGGAACUUAACCCGAACUUUACGCCACCGAAGAGACCCUUCCGUCGCAUGACCUAUAUUGAUGCAAUUGACUGGCUGAAAGAGAACAACGUUACCAAGGACGAUGGAACUUUUUACGAGUUGAUUGAUGAUAUUCCGGAGGCUCCGGAACGAAAAAUGACGGAUCAAAUAAACGAACCAAUAUUGCUGUGUCGAUUUCCUGCAAACAUUAGAUCAUUCUACACAUCUAAAUGUGAAGACGACCGCCGGUUAACCGAAGGAGUUGACGUUUUGAUGCCAAAUGUGGGAGAAAUUUGCGGAGGUUCGAUAAGGUGCUGGGACCACAACGAGCUGAUGGAGGGUUAUAAGCGGGAAGGAGUUGAUCCGAAACCUUACUAUUGGUACAUCGAUCAACGAUUGUAUGGCUCACAACCACACGGUGGGUACGGGUUGGGAUUGGAACGGUUCAUGUGCUGGCUGCUCAACAGGUACCACAUUCGUGAGGUUUAUCUAUAUCCGAGGUUCUUGGGAAGAUGCACACCCUAACCAGCGAUUAUGCGUCAAAUUUUAUUGCAUUUGUCUAAACAGUAUUUUUUAAAUGCUAGAAUUUCACUAAAAAUAAAGCAUUAACCAUUGACAAUUCUCACUGUUGUCACUACCCGAUGACUCGUCGGUCUGAUACAAAUGUAAUACAGAAUCCACACAGAAGUCGGAACCGGUUCCGGACUGGUUUGACUGGGUAGUGGUACAACCAAGGGGCAAACACUAGCAGCCCUCUAAGAACGGUUGGUUUCAAAAUCGUCCAAUGAAGGACGUUCGUUGGACCAAUUUGGACAACGUCCAAAUAACCGUUCAACGAACGUCCAUCGUUGGACCCGCGUUGAACGAUUUUGAAACAAUUUUUUGGACGUCUCAGUGGGAGGUUUGAGUGCGUCGCACAGUGGGACGGAAUCAAAAAAAGCCAUUGAUUGAUAUUUGUGACGAAACUAUUGGCUACCCGGAUAGAAUUUUACAAUAGCAUUUACCCUACAAACCAGAGAUGCCAGGUUCAAAUGUCUGCAAUAAUAAUUUUAAAGUCGGGGAAGAACAAAAAAUGUCAGGAAAGCUAGUGUGUUUCUGUUCCGCUACUAUUUCAGGAUCGAGUGAAUCUAACACAGCUCUGGAGUUCGACGAGAACUUUAGCAACUUGAAUCCACCUUGCUCGUGUACCUUUAUCACGCGCUGAACCAUUUCGAUUGCCGCUUCCUCUGUGUCAGCACAAUCAAAAUAAUCGUCCACAUAAUGUUGUUUGACUAUAGCUCGUUCAACACCAGGGUACUUUUUUUCAAGCUCUUUUGCAUUGAAGUUCUUGAUGAAUUGCGCCAUCGAUGGAGACGAAACAGCGCCGAAUAUCAUCACCAUCAUAGCGUACACGCUGGGAGGGUCCAUACGGUUCAUACCACGCCAUAGGAAACGUUGGGAGUUUUGAUCUUCUUUACGGAUGAGUACUUGGUGAAACAUUUCCUUGAUAUCCACAACGAAAGCAAUCCUUUUCAUUCUGGCGCGAAUCAGAAUCGCAAUCAGUGGUGGAACUAAAUCGGGUCCCUUCAGUAACAGAUCGUUCAGAGAAAACCCAUGUGACUUUGCUUUGGCAUCCAUGACCAAACGGAACUUCUCGGAGCUCACCACACUGAAGUGUGGCAGGUACCAGGUGUUCGAUGUUUCAGCUAUUUCCUCAGGCUCCAAUUUCCUAGCGUACCCCUUAUCAACGUAGUAUUGGGUUUUGUUGCAAUAUCGCUCAGCGAAAUCGGGGUUUGAGUCCAUUUUCUUCUCGAUAAUCUGGAGCCGACGUAGCGCUUGUGGUUUGCUAUCCGGGAAGUCAAAGUUGUUGUAUUUGUAAAUCUGGCCUACCUCGAAUCGUUCCCCAAGCCGUUUGAUCAUGCGGUUGAUGAUAUCUAGUUCAUCUGCUGUUUUCGCCAUCUGACCAGACAUCCCAAAAUUUUCAACUUUGUACAUUUUCUUCACCAGAUCAGUAAGUUUAACG